This is a messenger RNA of Dryobates pubescens (Downy woodpecker), 573 nucleotides long. Its product is annotated as myosin light chain, embryonic. Bases 16 to 573 code for a protein of 185 amino acids. Lineage: Eukaryota; Metazoa; Chordata; Aves; Piciformes; Picidae. The record is from RefSeq and is a predicted model, not a curated record. The transcript is spliced from 6 exons. Gene Ontology annotation, cellular component: myosin II complex. Gene Ontology annotation, molecular function: calcium ion binding.
CGAAGACCCGGCGCGAUGCCGCUGAAGAAACCCGACCCGAAGAAGGAAGCAGCCAAAGCAGCUCCAGUCCCAGAGCCCUCCAGAGACCCUCCCUUCGAUCCCAAGAGCGUGAAGAUUGAGUUCACCGCAGAGCAGAUCGAAGAGUUCAAGGAAGCCUUCAGCCUCUUUGACCGGACGCCCACGGGGACCAUGCAGAUCAGCUAUGCGCAGUGCGGGGACGUCCUGCGGGCGCUCGGCCACAACCCUACCAAUGCAGAGGUCCUGAAGGUGCUGGGCAAGCCCAGACCAGAAGAAAUGAACACAAAGACGCUGGACUUCGAGACCUUCCUGCCCAUCCUGCAGCACUUCACCCGCAACAAGGAGCAGGGCACCUUUGAGGACUUCGUGGAAGGGCUGCGGGUCUUCGACAAGGAGGGCAACGGCAUGGUGAUGGGCGCCGAGCUGCGCCACGUGCUGGUGACGCUGGGGGAGAAGAUGACAGAAAACGAGGUGGAGCAGCUCAUGGCAGGGCAAGAGGAUGCCAAUGGCUGCAUCAACUAUGAAGCUUUUGUCAAGCACAUCAUGUCUGGCUGA